GUAUUUUUGAUGCACGGUGUCAAAUGGGAGUAGCAGUCCUCGAAACGAAUAGCGAAAUUGGUUGGAGAAAAAAAAGAGAGAUGAAUAGUGGCAUAGGAAUAACAAGAGUCCUAUAUACCUGUUCUUCCAACCUCAAGACACCAAAACCCGCUUUCUCUCUCCUCCGAACCCUUGCAACAGCAGCUCCAGUAGGUUCAAUGUCGUACCACAGGGAACUCGAUGCUGCCAAGAAAGCUGCUUCUCUCGCUGCUCGACUCUGCCAGAAGGUGCAAAAAGCAAUCUUGCAGUCAGAUGUACAAUCAAAAUCAGAUAAAAGUCCUGUCACUGUAGCAGAUUAUGGCUCUCAAGCUGUGGUUAGCUUCGUGCUGGAGAGGGAACUUCCUUCUGAGUCGUUCUCACUAGUGGCCGAGGAGGACUCGGGAGAUCUUCGAAAGGAAGAAGCCAAGGAAACGUUGCAACGCAUUACAAAACUGGUGAAUGACACUCUUGCCAGUGUUGGCACGUAUAGUGCCUCAUCUUUAUCUGCAGAAGAUGUUCUUGCUGCCAUUGAUAGUGGCAAAUCUGAAGGGGGGCCUCAUGGUCGGCAUUGGGUUUUGGAUCCUAUAGAUGGUACUAAAGGGUUUCUGAGAGGAGACCAAUAUGCAGUAGCAUUAGCAUUGCUAGAUGAGGGGAAAGUUGUGUUGGGUGUCCUGGCUUGUCCAAAUCUUCCUUUACUGCCCAUUGGUAGCCAUGAUGAUCCUUCUUCUCAUGACAAAGUUGGUUGUCUUUUCUUUUCUCAAGUUGGGGUUGGAACUGAAGUGCAGUCUCUUGAUGGCUCCGCACCCAUAAAGGUACAUGUAAGUUCUACUGAGAACCCUGAAGAAGCGUCAUUCUUUGAAUCAUUUGAAGCCGCACAUUCUCUGCAUGACUUAUCUAGCUCUAUAGCAAAUAAACUGGGUGUCAAAGCGCCACCUGUGAGAAUAGAUAGCCAGGCAAAGUAUGGCGCUCUGUCCAGAGGAGAUGGAGCAAUAUACCUACGUUUCCCUCAUAAAGGAUACCGUGAAAAAAUAUGGGACCAUGCAGCUGGAGCUAUUGUUGUGACAGAAGCUGGGGGUGUUGUCACUGAUGCUGGAGGAAAUCCUUUGGAUUUCUCCAAGGGGAGGUAUCUUGAUCUGGACACGGGCAUAAUUGUUACCAAUCCAAAGCUGAUGCCUAUGCUUUUGAAGGCAGUUAGAGAAUCUCUUGAUGAGAAAGCUUCAUCCUUGUGACUUUAACCAUGGCCUCUCUAUUCAAAUCUUGUGUGUUCUGUUUUCCAUUUUUGUUUCUGUUUUUGCAUGGGUGGACUUUCGAUGAUGCAGCUGUAAGAAUUCAAAAUUCUAAGUGAAAUUGAAUAAUAAGAACUUCCAGCCAUGGAGGCUUGCAAUUAA
Messenger RNA from Rhododendron vialii, 1406 nucleotides. RefSeq names its product SAL1 phosphatase-like. Bases 24 to 1247 code for a protein of 407 amino acids. The record is from RefSeq and is a predicted model, not a curated record. The transcript is spliced from 8 exons. Gene Ontology annotation, biological process: sulfate assimilation; phosphatidylinositol phosphate biosynthetic process. NCBI's taxonomy places the organism in Eukaryota, Viridiplantae, Streptophyta, Magnoliopsida, Ericales, Ericaceae. Gene Ontology annotation, molecular function: 3'(2'),5'-bisphosphate nucleotidase activity.